Molecule: messenger RNA, 7765 nt
Organism: Lytechinus pictus (painted urchin)
Lineage: Eukaryota; Metazoa; Echinodermata; Echinoidea; Temnopleuroida; Toxopneustidae
Product: protein FAM76A-like
Exons: 9
Coding region: 509-1834 (441 amino acids)
Cellular component (GO): nuclear speck
Source: RefSeq, a predicted model, not a curated record
ACUGCAUGGAUCCAACUGUGUAAUGGAGAGUGAGGAUAAAUGAUAGCAUCAACAUCAUUUAUUGGGCAUCAUUUUUAUUACUUUGAUCUCAAAAUCAUGAUGACCAAACUAUGUGUAGGGCCCCCUGUCACGUGAUCAUACACAGCCAAUCGUUUAAUUAGGAUCCAUACCUUUAAAUUACAGGCAAGAUAUCUCAAAAGUAUGUCAGGAAACUGGGAUAGGAAAUGAUUUUUGAGAGUUUACCGGUAAGCAAGCCGCUUUGAAUUACGCUUCUUCGCGCUUCUUGUCUUUGACUUUGGCAAUCUAUGUUUUUUGUUAAAUUUCGAACUGGGGCUCGUCGUAUUUCCUGUUCUAAACUUCGCGUGGCAUCGCCAAGCGGUGUGCAUAUUGAAAUUUACGAAGCUGCGAUAAACGCGAGGAAGACGGGGAGAACAGACAGAUUUCAUCGUGUUUUGUUGAUGAUUGAUGUUUAUUAUAGCAAGAUUACGAAAGGAAAACCCAUGUCCUUAUGUCGAAUUCGAGAGGAGCACUUUUUGCCUGCACUAAGUGCAACAGCAGACAUCCAUUUGAUGAAUUAUCGGCAGGCCAACAACUGUGUAAGGAUUGCAGAGGUGCUUAUCCUGUUGUAAAAUGUACUUACUGCAGAACAGAAUUUCAACAAGAGAAUAAAAGCAGUACAAAUGCCAUCUGCAAAAAAUGUGCACAGAAUGUGAAGAUAUAUGGCACGCCCAAACCAUGUGAGUACUGUAAUGUGAUAGCAGCAUUUAUAGGAAACAAGUGUCAGAGGUGUUCUAACUCAGAGAAGAAGUAUGGCCCACCCCAUACCUGUGAACAGUGUAAACAAAAGUGUGCUUUUGACAGGAAAGAUGAAAGGAAAAAGGUGGAUGGCAAGUUAUUAUGCUGGUUAUGCACAUUAUCAUACAAACGGGUACUUCAGAAAGCGAGAAAGCGAAAAUAUGAAUUGACCAACAGGGAGCACCAUCGAAACUCAUCCAGCGAUGCAGGGACUAGAGGCAGCAACAAUGGCGGUGGCAACACUGGAGGCGGUGCAGGGGGAGGCGGGGGAACCACUGGAAACGGAGGAGGUGGGACAAACACCCCUUCUGCGCUGUCCCCAACUACAAAUGCCACCGCUGUCACCAAUCAGAACACUGCAUCACCUCUUAAGAACAGGAAUCGUGACACACCUACCUCAAUGGGCCGUAAUCGCCCUGAGUCUUCAGGGGGUGGUGGCAGCAGUGGCUCGGGAUCAGGUAGCAAGUUUGGCCGGGAGUCAUCAAGAGAAGGAAGAGACAGAGGAGGAGAGAAAGAAAGAGAGAGAGACAGAGAAAGGCAUAGAGAUAGGAAUCGUGAUAGAGAUAGGGAUAAAGACAAGAAGGAGGAUCAUCGGCUUCAUAAAUCAUCCAAAUCUAAUGACAAGAAACAAACACUCCAUGAACCAGAUGUCAAGAGGACCAAAUUAGAACACUCCAGUAAUGGUGCCUUGCCAUCUGCAUCGUCCAAGACAGACAUGACCUUUAUUGACCCAGGAAAUACAGACCAUAUGGUAGCCAUGACCCAGCUAAGAGAACAAGUAGCUUCAUUGAAGAAAGUCUUAGCAGAAAAGGAGAAAGCUAUUCUAGAGAAAGAUAAGAAGUUGACAGAGGUGAAAGCAAUCCAGAUGCAGAUUGAAAAAGAUCUCAGGGCCAAGUUACAGACACUCCAAAAAGAACAUCAGGAUACUGUAGAUGAUUUACAGGCUAAAAACCGUGCACUCACAAAACAGGUAGCUCAACUUUCCAAGACAUCAAAAGACAGAGACAAAGAAAAAGAUAAAGAAAAAUUAAUAAUAUGACAAACAAACAAUGGACAUUCACACUCAUGAAAAGUGGAUGUAUGUAAGACUCUUGUUAGUAAUCAUCAUGAAGGCAUUCAAAAAAAAAAAGAAGCAAUGUGGCAAGAACCAUCUAUGUAUCACUGAGGAUGUUAAAGAGGACGAACCCAUAGUUGGAUGGAAGAGGGUGUAGAGAGUUUAGUACGAGUAUUUCCAUGAUUUAGCAAUUUCUCACCCUAGCUCCUUCAGAGGGAAAGGUGUUCCAGAUGAGCUAUGGCUUUGGAGGAAAUUCCCACUGAUAGCUCUCAUAAAGCAUCUUCACUUACUGCAACGAGUGAGCAGCUAGAACCUAGAUGAUAUUGCAUGCGUGAGAAAUGGUAUACGUCUGUAAAGGCAAUGAUAGAUGGUGUAGAGCGUCAAUGAGUUUAACCCUGUGAGUAUGGUCAUGUACCUAUGACUCUCCCCAGCAACAAGCUAGGGUUUCUUGCCAUCAAUCAAUCAUAUUUGAAUCGGGAGGAUGCUUCUUAGAGCUGUUUACGCAUUACUUUACACACAACCAUUGAUUCUUUCUUAUGUUUAAUUUACAAUCUGAUGUAGGUGAUUGAUGACCUGAAAAGAUGUUCCAUGUGUGUUAAGUCAUGUGUUAUUAAAAUGAACAGCUUUAUGAAACACCACCCUGGUUUCAUGAAGUAUGUCAUCAAUAGCAAGUUACAAGCAAAUGUUAUAAGCUACUGAGAUAGUGCUGUUUGAUUGGCUGAUAGCAACUUUGUCAUCUAUUUCAGCCUUUGUUAUUAAUAUUGAUAUCAGUGUGUCUGACUCUAGUCAAGCGAGAUAUAAGUAUUUAUUUUUGUUUUUAAUUUUUCAUUUGUAAUUCAUUCUUAAUUUAGUAUUGUUCAGUAUGUGCCUAGCAAGUAAUAAAAUAAUAAUAAUGCGACUUAUAAAGCGCCAAGUCCACUCUGUAGAGUGCUCAAGGCGCAAAAGUACAAAACAUGUUCAGAACAUAAGUUUACAUUUGUUUUUGGUUGGUAUGUAGUGUCUUGCCCUAUUCUUUCUUCCAACAAACUUCUUUACCAUGAGGGGGGGGGGGGGGAUGUCACAAAGCUUGACUUUACACACAAUGUUUUACCUGUGAUCUGGAGUUGACAGAGAUUCCCAGAGUUUCAAGGGGGGGUGUAUAUUUAGGGGCUAUUGGCUGAUUUCCUGUAGAAUAAUGAAUAAUAAUAAUAAUUUUUAAAAGUCAAAUCGGUUGAAAACUUCUUUGAAGUAGCGAAUUUUGUAUUCAUUGCCAGGUCUUUAGUGGCAACAAGUUUAAGCAUUGUAGCAAGACUGGCAGGGCCCUGGGAAUGAUUUUUUAAGUGGGUUGCUGAUGUAAAUUUGAAAGAAACAAAAAACAAAAACAAAAAAAAGUUUUCACUACAAAAUGGAAGUAAAAUUGAACCCAAGAAAUUUGAAAAGUAGAAAAAGGGGGUUUCUCUGUGAAAUAGAGGUUAAAUUGGUCCCAAGAAAUUUGAAAAGGAAAAAAAGGGUUUCUAUACAAAAUAAAGGUAAUGUUGGUUACAUUUUUCCAUUACUACACAUCUUCCACAACACCUGGGGGUGCUGCCUAUGGAGAAUAAUACACGCAGCACUACAACUCACUAUUUUGAAAACAAAAAAUUAUUGUGUAUAAUUUUCCACUUUUUUCAGUGAAAUUGUUCUAUAUAAAACCGGCUCAGCUAAAUAAACACAAUAAUAAGUCAACCAUAAUGAAGUUUAAGAUUUUUAUAUUGAUAUCAUAUAUGAAAGCAUAUGAUGAGGGCGGCAUUUGACCAUUAAGCCACCAUGGCAAGUGUAAGCCUUGUGGUUGGGAUUAGUCUGUUUUCAGCCACAGGCAUCUUGUAUUAAUAAUAAUAUAGGGUAUUUAUAUUGCGCACAUAUCCACCUUGUUAGGUGCUCAAGGCGCUCCUAUAUUACCCGGCUAAGCUAGGCGUUCACACCAGAGACAUUAGCCUUUUCUAAAGGAUAAUUUGAGAGUAUGUUUAAUUCAAUAGAGGGAUCACUGUCAAAAUCAUUUGAUAUUAUGUAAUAUUUGUACAAAGAGCAAAUGAACUGCUGAUGUACAUGCAUUCAUCAAUAUUUUUCUCUUGUUUUUAUUUUAAAAAAAAAAUCUUUCAUCUUUUUUAUAACUCAAGCUGGAUGUGAAAGAUCAAGAACUUUAAUAUUUAGAAGAAAAAAGGCAUACAUCUUAAUUUUGUGGAUAACAACUUGUGCUUGAUAUCAAAUUCAAAUACUUCAUAGUGAAAUGCAAUGAAUUUUUUAAAAUGAUUUAAAUUAUAUUAAAAGCUCAAAUCCCAGUGAGAUGGAUCCUACGAUCAAAUUUAUUUUGGUAAAGAUAUCGAAUUGGCAGCAACUCUGAAUGGUCAACACUGAACUUAAAAUAACUCUUUGUUAAUUGUUCCCUUUCUCAUUUCUCUAUUUUGUACUGUAGUCUAGGAAUGUUUCUACACUAAAACAGCCUUCUCAAUGCAUACAUCUCUCAGUGAUCAACGACAUUUAUUGACAAUUUGUGUAUCAGUUUGAUGUAAACUGUGAGCUUGUACUCUCCUGUACAUGUUUUUUUGUUGGAUGUGUAUCCUUUUUUUUUUGCAAGUUGAUUGCUGCUAAAUGUGCUCAAUGCAAUCACCUGAUCUACUGCAGUUAUAAUGAAGUAAACACACUAUAAUAAUAUUGAAAGAGAAUGAAUAAAUAAUGUCUUGACCUUAGAUGUGACACCAGAGCUGAGCAUAGAUACAACUUGAUUAAUUAAUUUAUUUGGUAAAUAUGCAAUAUGACUUUGUUUCCAUUCUGUUUGAUAUCAUCCCACAUGGUCUAAUUGUUCAUUUAUAACCAGCUGUCAACUCACCAUUUCAUCUAAUUGCCAUUAAGCCCAUUGACCUCUUUGUCUAAUAUUCACUUAAAGCUCUACUCAUAUUGUCUAGCAUCCACUUGGCCUAACACAGCCUUUUCUAUACAAUUCUGUUUAUAUAUCAAGUGAGUAUUAGACCGCUUGGUGUAAACUAAACUGAUAGUAGUGGGUCAUGAUGGCAACCUUACAGUUAGAUCAUAUUGAGUCAGACCAAAGGAUGUAAAGCAUAAAUUUGUUUAGUUUAACAAGUAUUUGAUCCAGGUUGUCAGGUUCUUUUAAUAGAACCCUUAUUAAAAUCAAUUUUUGUAAUUGAUUCUUCAGACAGCACACUCCAAAUAUAUUAAACCAAGUAGCAUUUAUAUUUAUUAAGGCAUGUUUAUGAUACCAGUUCUAUUAAAAUAAUCUUAUUUUUUAUUUUGUUUUGUACUGUUGAGUUGUAUGAUAAGUAUGUAACAUUUUGUCUAAAAAUAGAUUUAUCUGAUCCAGACUUACUCAUUGCCAAAUAAGACAUUGAUUCUUGGGUCUUUCACAGAAAGAGUUGAGUUUAAAUUCAACAAAAAAAACAUCAAGGACAAAUCCCUAAUACAUUUCAUUAGUUGAAAAUCAAGUUGCAUGUGGUUUUUAAAGUUUGAUUGAUUUGCAACUCUCUUUGAUAUGGGUCCCUGGUCCUUGUGAAUUUAAUAUAGAGAAGACAUAGGGCCGAUUUCAUGAAGAGCUCUAUUAUAACUGACUACAGCAACACAGCAGCCAGUCACAACCAAUGUUUCUAUUAUAGUUAACAUAGUAGUAACUCAUUACAAAAUGGACCCUUGUCCUACACAAUGCUAGUAUUUCAUUUAUACUUAGUGCAGAUUAAUAUUUGAUUAAACAGUUUUCUCGUUUGUGUGCAAACAAUGUCAUAGUUCAAACUGAGGCAAUAUUUUUACUCCACCUAAAGACACCAUCAAAUGAAUAUUUCAUUUUUCUGCCAGCAUCUCAAUUUCAAUGAUUUAAAUUGUGCAAGCUUUCAUGAGGUUAACAGAUGUUUGAUUUAUUUUGUAAUCUAUGACUCAUUGUUUGGAAUCUUUUUUGAUCAUAUUUGUGCUUCAGAUAUUUUCCCAUGUACUUUUUUCACCUUAAAUGAUAUGAAUUACCAAAAUUAUGGUCAAUAGUUGGAACUGGUUGAAAAUAGUGUUUUUGAAGAAUAUGAUACAAUGCCAAUUUAGGGAAUUUAGUGAUUUUCUCCCCUUGAAAAAUUAUAAGCAUCAAUGUCUAAACAUACUUAUGCAUUUAAAUACACAGUAUGGGUUGAAACGUCUCUUACUGCUCAAAUACUGGGUAUGAUUUGUUAGGUGCUGAAUCAAAAGGUUUUUCACAUUUUGAAACUGUUAUCACUCAAUAUUUUGCCCAAUUUCAGGCCAAGGCUUUGAGAUAUAUUUUGUCAUGUGUUUAUAAUCCACAUUUUGUGAUCAAACAAAAUAGGAAAUAUUCCCAAUUAUCAAUUUUUAACACUAAUUACUUUUCCCAUGAAACUGGCAGCAUCACAGGUCACCACCAAAGGCUACUGUGCACCUGUGUUUAUUUUGUUUGUACUUGUAUGGAAGCUACAUGAAUUAUGUCACUCCAAUACUGCAUCCCUUCUGACCUCCCAUGUCCAACCUGAUUUAGCAACCAUCUUUUUCUCAGUCGACACAUGUAUUGGGGGGGGGGGGGCAUCGUGGUCUGGUGGUUAUGACUCUCGUCUUUCAAUCUCAAAUCCCCAGCCAUGGCACAUUUUCCUCCAGCAAGAAAUUUACCCACUCUGCAUUCUACUCUGGUGAGGUGAGUGGACACCUGGUAGGAAGAAAUUCCUCGAAUGCUUUGAGCAGCUAAAGCCCGGGUGAUAAUAGCAGAGCUUUGUAUCCUCAGGAAAAAAGCGCUUUAUUAAUGCAGCUAUUAUAUCAUUUUUAUUAUUGCAAGAACCUGCCUAUGAAUGCCACCUGGUCAUAAAGACCACUUUUUAUUGUAUCCUUUUACUUUUAGGUGAUCUCUAUAUUCUUGGCUUACCAAACAUCAGUGAUAUUUGAAAAGUGGGCUUGCAAAAGAAGAUAACAAUUGUCUAUAUCCUUUGAAUUCAGAAUUUAUGAAUUUGGUACUUUUUAGUGAUAUUUCCUUGAAGGUUAUAUUGUUGUUUUAAAAUAUUUUAUUUUUAAUUCAAUUCAAAUUUGUGAUAUAUGCAAUUGGGAUUAUGGUAGUGUCAUUUUAUGUGCAUGGUUUUCGACAGAUCAAAUUCUAUAAAUGGGAAUUGUUUACUUUGUUGAUGUAUAAUGGUGAAAAUGUAACAUUAUGAACGUUUACUCUAAAAUUCAAUUCCAUUUGCUAUUGUUGAAAUAAAUGAACUCAAAUUUGUCAGAGGUCUAUGAAGAACCCGUUUUAUCACCGCAGAUUUUUAUCAUGAAUGACAAUUCUCACAUAUUGAUGCACAUUUUAUAUUUUGGUCACUUUCUUCAGUAUUGAUGCUUGAAUAUGUUGUAUAAUAUAUUGUACUCUUAACUUUUGUACAUACAUGUAGUUGAAUUACAUUGUUCUAUUUUAAGCAUAUGUAUUUUAUCUGUGUCUUAAUGUUUAAAACUUGUAGAAAUUUUGGCUAAUUUACAGGAUAUUAUGAUAUUCUCUCUCCUUCAUAUCUAUAAUUUCAUUCUGUUUGUUAUCAGAGAGCAAUACCUCAACAGGGAUGGUGCUGCGGUAAUCUGAUAGGGGUUGGGUAAAAUGAUUUUUUUUUUCUCAGUUGAAUAUUUUAAGUAUUUCAAGAUCCAGACUUCUCUUUUUAUACUCUUAUUUUUUCUACUGCACCUCCCCACCCCCUUUCCUCCAUUGCGCCACCUCUGCACAUUAUUCAUAGCUCCUUGUUGAUAAACCUCAAACAAAAGUAUGAUAGCAAAUGUUGGCUAAAUUUGUGUCCAAUUGUAUUUUUCUAUUUUGUUUGAAUGAUAAAGAGAAAGAAGAUUGAUAUGACAAGUAUCCUACUCUCCUACAUUCAUACCGCACUGUCAAGUAUGUGCUAUGAGACUGUACAUAGAACAAAUUAAAACAAAUCAAACAAUUGUAAA